GGGCUAAAUGUGCGGAUUUGUCGCGUUUUGUUGUCAACUGUUUUUUGAAUGAUUUACUGAUUUAGUGAUCAAAUUAUAAUUGAUUUGAAAUCAUACCACACUUUACCAUCACUUGAGACACACACAGACAUCACAAGAGACACAUUUGCACACAAAGUAUCGACUGUUGGCCGCAAGCGAUGGCAGACGAGACGGAACCGUCAGUCCCGGCCACAGUCGAGGAACCGUUGGAUUUGAUUCGUUUGAGUUUAGAUGAAAGGAUUUACGUGAAGAUGAGGAACGAGAGGGAACUUCGGGGUCGUCUCCACGCCUAUGACCAGCACUUGAAUAUGGUAUUGAGUGAUGUGGAGGAAUGUGUGACCACUGUUGAGAUCGAUGAAGAGACCUAUGAGGAGGUCUACAAGACUGAGAAACGCAAUAUUCCGAUGCUCUUCGUCAGAGGCGACGCCAUUAUUCUGGUCUCACCGCCCAUUAGGUCCACCAAUUGA
Oppiella nova is the source of this 488-nucleotide messenger RNA. NCBI's taxonomy places the organism in Eukaryota, Metazoa, Arthropoda, Arachnida, Sarcoptiformes, Oppiidae. The record is from the annotation of a GenBank genome assembly.